AUGGACAAUGUUGGCUGGAAUGUUCUGCGGAGCUCGUCCAAGAGGCUGCUUAGCAUCUCCUACAUAACUGGCGGCUUCUCAGCUUACCUGGGAGACAGCUGCCAUGGAGGUCAGAACAGUCUGUACAGUGGCAAGCUUUAUAAUUCUACAAUCCUGGAUUUUUUCUUUCGAGAAUAUUCUGAAAACAUCACUACCAACGAGAGUGAAGAGGAUGUCUUUAGCAGAAUUUUAAGAAUAAAUGAAGAACACUUGAGUGUGGGAUACCAGGGGGAUAUUGUACUGGGAAGCUCACGUAGUGCCACGAGUUGUUUUACAUGUAUCUGGCCAAGCAAUGGUGGGAAGGUGCCAGUUCCAUACAUCAUUCAUCCCAAUUACACCGACAGUCAAGUCUCUCUCAUUUUGAGUGCCAUGGAAGAGUUUGAAAGUAUGACCUGUGCGUAUUUUGUUCCUCGUGCAGAAGAAGUUAACUUUAUUGACAUUCAGCCUUUGAAUGGGUGCUGGUCAUCUAUUGGAAUGGUGCAGGGUGGGCAGGUGAUAUCGCUGAUGAUUCCAGACUGUAUGAACAAAGGGAUUGUUCAGCAUGAACUGAAUCAUGCUCUUGGCUUUCAACAUGAACAGUCCAGGAAAGACCGGGAUCAAUAUGUCACAGUACUCCCUCAAUACAUUGACCCAGAAAAUCUCCAUCACUUUGAAGUUUCCGAGACUCACAGUCUGGGUGUGGAAUAUGAUUUUGAGUCUGUAAUGCACUAUUCCAUGUAUGCUUUUACAAACACUCCAGGCCAACCAACCUUAAUUCCCAAAAUAAAUACAACGGCUUCAAUUGGACAAAGAGAUGGAUUGAGUAAUCUGGAUGUGAGGAAAAUAAAUCUACUGUAUCAUUGUGAUAUUUGUUCCACUUUGCUUUCUGGUUCCAGUGGAACACUGACGUCACCAGGUUAUCCCUCUGCCUAUCGUGACAAUACUAAAUGUGUCUGGUUAAUCAGAAUACCAUCUCAAAAGGUAUAUCUGAAAUUCGAAAGCUUUGAUGUUCCACCUUCACCAAGUUGUGAGUCCGACUACAUUAAUAUCUACGACGGGGCCAGUAGAUCUUCUCCAGUUCUUCUCGAGAGAUUUUGUGGAGAAGAAAAUCCACCUCCAUUGAUGAGUUCUUCUAAUGUGAUGCUGGUGGAGUUUAUUAGUGAUGGAAAGUUGACCGGAAAAGGGUUCAAAGCCUCGUACAGAAAAGUGCAAUGUGGCAACGCAUUCCACACGCAGUCCGGAAGCUUCUCAUCUCCGGGAUAUCCUGAGAAAUAUUUUCCAGAUUUGGAUUGUGAGUGGCAUAUCACUGCACCCAAGAGCCACACGAUCUUUUUAAAGAUGGACAAGGCUAUACUCGAGGAAAGCGACUUCUGUAUACAUGACAAAUUAUGGAUAUUUGAUGGAGAUGAAAAUGAUAAUUCCAAACUCAUUGGAAGGGUGGACAUGACAGCAAACUCAGAACCCAAACCCAUUUGA
Messenger RNA from Pelobates fuscus (common spadefoot toad), 1494 nucleotides. RefSeq names its product astacin-like metalloendopeptidase. Gene Ontology annotation, molecular function: metalloendopeptidase activity; zinc ion binding. Gene Ontology annotation, biological process: proteolysis. The transcript has 13 exons. The record is from RefSeq and is a predicted model, not a curated record. Lineage: Eukaryota; Metazoa; Chordata; Amphibia; Anura; Pelobatidae. Bases 1 to 1494 code for a protein of 497 amino acids.